Molecule: messenger RNA, 2130 nt
Organism: Lactuca saligna
Lineage: Eukaryota; Viridiplantae; Streptophyta; Magnoliopsida; Asterales; Asteraceae
Source: the annotation of a GenBank genome assembly
AUGCUUAUCAAUGAAAUACUUAACGAUCAUGAGACCCGAUGUUAUCAACUUUUCAGAUUACAAGUCCCGGUUUUCAACAUGUUAUGUAGGGAUCUUGUUGCACAUUAUGGGUUAAAGAAAUCACGUCGUAUAUCUAUUGAAGAGUCCGUUGGUAUUUUCAUGUUGUACUUAGCGCAUGGAUGUGGAAAUCGGUUAAUUCAAGAGUUCUUUAACCAUUUUGGGGAUACAAUCCAUAAAGAUAUUCAUAAAGUCUUGGAUGAUGUGGUUAACCUAAGUAAGGACAUCAUCAUACCAAAUGCUAACUACAACGAAACUAUACUAGAAUACAUUUUAAAUAACCCUCGGUAUUAUCAUACUUCAAGAUUGUAUUGGUGCCAUCGAUGGAACACACAUGAAGACCUUUGUUCCGCAACAUGGGAGGGGACUGCACAUGACACGAUAAUUUUCAAUGAAGUGCGAAGGAGACGUGAAGUUAAGUUUCCACUUCCAGCCGAUGGUAAGUUUUACCUUGUGGAUGUCGGAUCUCCUAAUACAAAAGGUUAUCUUUCUCCCUACAAAGGUUCAAACAUCCGUUAUCAUAUUCCUGAUUUUCGAUGUGGACAGACUUGUGCCUCGCGGGAACCAAAAGGCUUCAAAGAAAAAUUUAACUAUUAUCAUUCAUCACUUCGCAAUGUAAUUAAACGAACUUUUGGAGUCUGGAAGGCUCAAUGGGUGUUACUAAGAGAUAUGCAUGUAAAUUCCAACUUCGAGACGCAAGUUAAAAUUAUGCUAGCUUCAAUGGCAAUUCAUAAUUACAUUAUAAUAAGUGGUAGUGGUGAUGCAACAUUUCAAAUAGCACAAGAAGAAUCUUAUAUUCCGCGCAAUGAUGAAGGACCUGAUGAUGGUGUUGAGCCACACGACGAAGUAUCAAGUACACAACGUAGAAGUGACGAUAUGUAUAUGAUUGCAGUACGCGAUAUGAUUGCAGGACAAAUAUUCUCAAGGUCAAACACUCGUGCACGUAACGACGGUUUAGCCUCCCCUUUCUCCCUCUCAACGACCGCCACCAUUGCCGUCGCCACAACAACCACCAUAAACACCACACCUAGCGAACCAAUGGAAUUGGCUCUUACAAAUGCAACAUACCGUCACCUCCCACGCCCGCUCUCCCUUCAACAUCACCGCCGCCCCUCGUCGAAAUCCAUCGUUUUCCUGAAAACAACAUCGUUUUCAUCGUUAACACCCAUCAAAGCAUCCUUCCGUAACCCUAACUACCAAACCCCUAAACCUGAAGUGACAAAAAUCGUAAACCCUACCCCAUUAUCCUUCCUCAAAACCACCUUCAUCACUGGUGUCGCCGUCAGCGCACUUUGCUUCUCGCGUUUUACCCUCAAACCCGCAAUUGCCGUUCCUGUUUCUUCACCUCCACCUCCCGCCACCGUAGAAACCUCCGAUACCAACUCCGAAUCACUAGAAGAGGAAAAAAACCUAGAAGAACAUCUCUGCUCUCACCCUGAAGACAUCAACGCUUUGAAAUCCCUAAUGGAAUUGAAAAUUAAGAACGGAAAGGUUCAUGAAGCUAUUGGAAUUCUCAGUCAGCUGAUUAACCUGGAACCUGAAGACAGCGAAUGGCAAUUACUCAAGUAUCAUUUGCAUUCAUACAGCGGAGAUCAUGAUUCUGCGAAAUUAGGGUUUGAACAGAUUCUAGCAAAAGAUCCUUUACGCGUGGAGGCUUACCAUGGUUUAGUAAUGGCUGCUUCCGCUAAAGAAUCACCUAAUGAUCUGAAAGAUGUGGAGAAAAGAAUCAUCGAGGGAAUGGAGAAGUGUAAGAAAGAAAAGAAGAAAGAUGACUUGAGGGAUUUCAAGCUUCUGUUAGCUCAAAUUCGUGUAAUCCAAGGCGAUUAUAACGAUGCUUUAAAGAUUUAUCAGGAUUUAUCCAAAGAAGAGGCUCGAGAUUUUAGGCCCUAUUUAUGUCAAGGCAUUAUAUACACAUUGUUAGGAAAGAACGAUGAUGCUGAGAAGAGUUUUGAAAAGUACAGAAGGCUUGUUCCUAAGGGACAUCCUUAUACCAGAUAUUUUGAUGAUAAUAUGGUCGCAACAAAGGUUUUUGCACAGAAGGUGGAGAAUGAAAGAGCUUAUUCCAAGAGUUGA